Molecule: messenger RNA, 1476 nt
Organism: Pestalotiopsis fici W106-1
Lineage: Eukaryota; Fungi; Ascomycota; Sordariomycetes; Amphisphaeriales; Sporocadaceae
Exons: 1
Coding region: 1-1476 (491 amino acids)
Source: RefSeq, a predicted model, not a curated record
AUGAGACUCCUCCACGUCCACAGUUUUGAGUUUGCGUCUGGGUUCCAGGAACGUACCCUUGAUAACGCGCAGGACAGAUUGUGGCAUUCCUUGGGCGGCACGUCACGCCCAAAGCCUCGAUAUGCCAUUCUCUCGCACCGCUGGGUAGGCAAAGAAAUCACUUUUCAGGACUUUAGUACCCUUACAAAAGACCGAUUACGAGAUGUUCCGUUGCAACAUCCAGCCGCGCUGGGGGUGCAAUCUCAAUCGGCUGACGUGGAGGAACAGUCGUCACUCUACAAGAUUGCACGUGCAUGCAAACAAGCCCAGCAACUUGUGUCGAUGGAUACCCCUCCGAUUGAACAUAUAUGGAUCGACACAGUGUGUAUCAACAAGGCAGAUCAGAGUGAAUUAAGUACGGCCAUUGGUUCAAUGUUUCGCUGGUACGCCGAGGCUGUCGUCUGCUAUGCGUACCUGGUGGAUGUGUCAUGGGACGGAUCUGACGCUUCUCGGAGGCAGUUUCUCAAUAGCGAGUGGUUUCGCCGUGGUUGGACGCUGCAAGAGCUUCUAGCGCCAGCCCAGGUCGAGUUCUACGAUAGGGAUUGGAAUCUCAUCGGAUCUCGUACGGAGCUUGCUGCGGACAUUUCACUAGCAACCAAUAUCUCUGAAGACAUCUUGCGUUUGCACGGUUCUUUCAGAGAUGCCAGCUUGGGUCAAAAAAUGAGUUGGUUGUCGCUCAGAACUACGCAGCACAUUGAAGACCGGGCCUACUGCAUGCUUGGCAUAUUCAACGUAUAUCUCGACGCAAGAUAUGGUCAAGGCCCUGCAGAAUUCUUGCGUCUCCAGCACGAGAUCCUGAGAACGUGGAACCGCGAUACACCUUUCGAUGAGACUUUGUUUGCUUGGAGAUCGAGUGAGAUUGCAUCGAGUGGGCUAUUCGCUCCCGCCCCAGUUUGUUUCCGCGAUGCUGGGAGUAUUACAUUUGAUACAGGACUGGCCAGGCCGCGAGGUUCGAAGGAGAAGCUGGGCGCUAAAGGCUUUGAACUCACCGAGGCAGGGCUCUCGAUACAGCGCCCAUGGUCCUGGAACAUAUAUCCACUCAUCACAUGGCCGCUCACAUUCGGCCUGAUAUUGUUUAUAAUGCCAAUCUAUUAUUGUUUCCACUACAAGAAGAUCACGACAAGGAUGAGACUAAACGCCUGGACGCAAGGUGAUGAUGGAAAAGUUCGUUCGAUUGAACUCAGCAUGGAGCUACUUCCGGGCAAGACAUGGCGGCGUGUGGAGUGCGGCCUAUUCUAUCCAUCGAAUGGACUAACUAUUUCUUCGCGCCGACUACGGGCAUUGACAACUUAUGGAGAGGUGAAGAUACCAAACGUCGUCAACUAUUACGAUGUAGUAUCUGAUGAGUUUUUGCAACAAGACAGUCUCAGUCACUCGCCCCUACUUUCGGAUGUAGAGCUUCCACUUUUGUCAAGUUGGGACAAUGGCGAGGUGUGA